Molecule: messenger RNA, 984 nt
Organism: Hydra vulgaris (swiftwater hydra)
Lineage: Eukaryota; Metazoa; Cnidaria; Hydrozoa; Anthoathecata; Hydridae
Product: armadillo repeat-containing protein 7
Molecular function (GO): protein binding
Source: RefSeq, a predicted model, not a curated record
AAAAUUUAAGCAUAGCACUUGUUUUUAGAUAAUGUUAAAAAUAUGUAUUAGAAAAUAACAUGUUCUCAACCAAAGACUAUGUGCAAGAAAAAGGACAGAAAAGUGGAAGAGGAAGAUUUGAGUAUUUACAAGCUCUUGUAACAGAGUUUCAAGAUACUGAUAAGCAAGGUUCAAAGGUGGAAGUGCUAGCUAAUCUUGCUAAUUUCGCUUACGAUCCUCUUAACUAUGAUUAUCUGCGCAAGUUAAAUGUUGUUGAUCUAUUUUUAGAUAUGUUAAGUGAGCAAAAUGAAAAGUUUGUUGAAUUUGGUAUGGCUGGAUUGUGUAAUCUUUGUUUAGAUGUUAUCAAUAGAGAUCAUAUCUUGAAAAAUGGUGGCAUUGAAAUUAUUACUGGAUGUCUUUCAAGUUCAAACGAAGAGACUGUAUUAAAUGCAAUAACAACCCUAAUGUAUCUUGUAACUCCUGAUAGUAAAGAUGAAAUAGUUUGUGAUGAGAUUAAAGACUGCAUGAUGCAGCUUAAAGAGUCUAAGAAUCCUAGAUUAAAGAAUCUUGCUUUAAUUUUUCUUGAGGAUUUGUGCAGUUCACCUCAACAAAACUGAUAAUUCAGAUAGCAUAACGUUAAAGUAUAUACUGGUAGAUGUUUUCUUAAACAAAAAGUUGUUAAUAGCAUCUCACUUAAUCAACAUAUAUGUAUAAUAUUUGGCAUGUUAAAGUUUCGAAAUCUUUUUGGACCUUAUAAAAAUUUUUGAAAUCAAGAUUUUGGUACUGUCACAUAAGUUUGCUGGUGAACUCUUCUGUGAUAAUGUUAUGAAUAAGUCAAUAUUUUGUUGGCAUUAGGAAGUGACCGGGGCCCCAGCCCUGUCCUCGGCUAAAAAUGAGACUUUUUGCAAACCCACCCCCAGCAAAAUUAAAAGAUUUAGUAGGGGUUAAUAGCUAGGGUUAGAAAAAAGUUUAUAAUACUUUAUAUAUUAUAUUUUUAUACUUACA